Molecule: messenger RNA, 2283 nt
Organism: Pestalotiopsis fici W106-1
Lineage: Eukaryota; Fungi; Ascomycota; Sordariomycetes; Amphisphaeriales; Sporocadaceae
Exons: 4
Coding region: 1-2283 (760 amino acids)
Cellular component (GO): cytoplasm
Source: RefSeq, a predicted model, not a curated record
AUGUCUGCCCCUGCGCCGGAGGGAAGCGCGAGCCCGGCUUCACAAGCUGGAUUCAUGCCCCUCGUCACAGUUGUCGACUUCCAUCAUGCAAGGGGGCCAGAGGUAGAGAAAUGGUUUGGUGUGCCUGAAGGGUCAGACCCUGCCGCCGAAUAUGACUGGACCCUGCUUCCGUUCAUGGCCUUGAGCGACGGCGCUCAUGCUUCUACCGAAGACUUCUCCUACUUUACCCUCUUGAAACCAGCUCGAGGCGAUAAUCCUGCCACCUCUCUUUUUGGUAUCUCGUGCACAAGACAGAUGGAUGCGUCACAACUGCUCAAUCGCCCGGCUGAUGUCACACGAUCGACCGUCCAAAAGGCGGUUGUCGUGAUUGCAGACAGCCCACAGUACUUUGGAAUGCUGAGGGAAAGGCUGUCCAUGGUCACAAGCGCCUGGUUCGCCCAGCGCGAGUUUACCGAUUGCGAAAUUCUGCGCCGCUUCCAAGAGAGUCUUCAAGAAGAGAAAGAGCGUGGCAUGCUCAGCGAAGAAGAAGAUCGAGAUCAGUACUUGGGUCUGAGUCUGCGUGAACUGGUGCGCGAGUUCAGAUGGCAAACGCUUGUGCUUCUGAAGUGCUGCCUGCUGCAGCCAAAAAUGCUCUUUUUUGGAUCGCGGUGCGAAAGACUCUGCAUGAUGCAAUUCUCUCUUAUAUCACUGAUCCCCGGCCUGUUGAGAAACCUCCAGGAUUGCGGUGGUCCAGAACUGGCAGAGUAUGAGAAGCGAUUAAGCAAGCCGACAAGUUUGAGGACCAGCGAUCGAAACUCCUUGCUUUCAUACAUGGGCUUGCCUUUACAAAUAUUUGGCAAGGGAAGCUUAUUUGGCCCUUAUACGCCACUUCAGCAGUUGGACAUUCUGGCAGAUUUUGGUACCAAAUCUUAUAUCGUGGGCAGUACCAACUCCCUGCUCUUACAACAGAAAGACCGAUAUAGCGACAUUCUGAUCAAUCUGGACGAUGACACUAUUAAUAUCACGUCUGCUUCUCUGCGUACUGCACUCGCUUUGUCGGCUAGCGAUCGGCGCUGGAUUGACUUCAUCACGCAGGAAGUUAAUGACACCUGGGAUGAGAAGAACCCAGGCAGACCAAACCACAUGGGCUACCGUGGCAGCGAGGAAUUUAUUCGGCUGCAGUUUGAGGAAUACCUCCUUGCCCUGAUUUCGUCGGUGAAAUAUCACUCCUACCUGACAACGAAUGCAGGUAAAGGCAAUGUGGCAUUGCCACACGUUGAAGGAGACCCCUCGACGGACUUUGGAGUGGAAUGGGUCGAGUAUUGGACAAGAACUGAAAAUUAUCGAAUCUGGGACGCUCAUACAGACUCUCUCCUGUUUGACAUCAUUGAGCCUAAGCACCCUUGCGCAGGCGGGCUGACUGUCGACGAUGUGCAACGAAGAAUACAACAGCAAGUGCAAGACCUGCAUCUUGAUGAACGAUUCGCUGCCGGAAAGGAGGUCUUAGGCCGCAACGCCGCCGCCGCUCGGGACAAGGCCAGCACAAUGUUCAAUAAAUUUUACGCUGACAUGGAAGCCAUGCGUGAAGCCCAGCGGAAACGAGCAGAAGAAGCCAAGGCCGCCUCAGCCACCACACAAAAGAAUGGUGCCACUACGCCAAACACGGAUGCCUCAAAAACGCAGCAGACUGUGAACUCGGUAGGUGCCAAGGCUGGUGCGUACAUUGGGUCGUGGGCUAGCUGGGCAGGCGAGAAACGUAAACAGGGCUGGACAUCGCGGUCGAGCAGCGGGACGAGUAACAGUGGCGGCGGCUGGGGCUUUGGUCGAAAAUCCAAGGCGACCGACUCGGAAAGCGAAAAGAAUGGCGGCAGCCCCCUCACAAGCCCCCGUAUCAGCACGUCUGGAUUUUUCUCGAGUGGCGAGAAACGCCGAAGUAUGUACUCGCAGGGCUCCAUGGAGGCAAUCGUGGACGAUGACAGGCCAACCUCGCAGCCGAGCUUUAGUGAGAGCGUCUUGGACGCCGCCGAAUCCGAGGGCUCGUCGAGUCCGGUCAGCCCUCGCAAACCUCAGCAGCUACCGUCAUCACCAAUAAGUGUCGCGUCAAAGGACAAGGACGCGACAGAAGUAACAGGUAUAAAUCGGGUGAUUUCAGCAGAGACCACUCCGGCAGCCGCAGGUAACAAGAUCCCCGAGGCCACCGCCACAUCUGCUGAUGUCAAAGCUGUUGAAACCAAAGCCAUUGAUACUGAAACGGCCGAACCCAAGGCUGCUGGACUGGAGAAAAAAGAGUCAACAACAGCAUGA